GCAAAACAAAUGUCGAAAUAUUCACCGGAAAAUUCACCGCGAAAGUCAGUUAACUUGACAGGAGCAAUCGUUUUUUAGCGAAAUGUGGCAUUAUUUCGUAGCCCACGUUAUUUACUACAUUACAAGAUGUUUUCCAAAAGACAACAGAAGAGCAGUACGCUUGUUCUGCACUUUUACCGCCUUGGUUUUCCUCAUCCCACAAUUCGUAGUCCUCACAAUGGAUACAACAAGUAGAUACUGUGGCUCACCUUUGCUUGAAAUGCUGGUUUUGUCCAUUGCAACAACAUUUGCAAUGAUAGCAUUUGGAUUCCUGUUUACAAUGAUGGAGCCUGUUCCUUGGAAAUUGCGACUUUCAUUUCAUUUCUUUGGAGCCUUCUCAUUUCUUGUUGGAAUACUGCAUUUUUCAUAUGCUGUAACCGGACGAGACUGUGAAAAAACAACAACAUCGCUCUAUUAUCUCUCCAUCUCUUUUGGAAUCUUUGGUUUAACUACAAUGUUAUUCUUUGCUUUCUUACUGCCAUUCUGGAUAAUCGAGUUCCUCUGCCAAGGAAGAGUCUUGAACAGAAAAGAAAGAAGAGGCAUUUGCUACGAGCCAGUCUCAAACUGUCCUUGCUUAUGGCGUGUAUAAGUAAAAUAGACCUAAAGGUUUCUAUCAACUCCUUUACAACGUGUUUCGACUGCUGAAAGCUGGAGUCCAAACACAUCAUAUGCUAUGUGGGCUCAUACAACUUAUUUGAAGCAACCUCCUACAUUUCAACAUUAACAUUUCGGAUUUACUUCUGACGUUUGUGAUCGUCGCUCAACAUUUGAUAGCAUGUAAAUGAUCUUACUUAAAAAUAUAACUACAUAUUUCAGCUGCAUAAGAAAACCAAGAUUGCGUAUUUUAUUUAAAUGUUGGCAUAGUUUUCACUUAGCAUUAGCUUAGUGAUAUCCUGGUUGGUAGGGCUUGAAAAUUACGUAGUAAUCGCUCCAAGACUUCUGCAAUGCAUAACAGAGGCGAAGAAGUUAAAAUCCACCAUCCAAUUUAUCUAAAUGAAUUAUUAUGUUAAUCAAUUGAUCAAAUUAAUUAGUUUAACUUGUCAGUCGAUAAUCAACCUAUCGAUGUAAUUUGGAAGCAGCAAGCCCACUCACUGCCAACAGAUGGCCAUUUAAAUCUCUGAACAAGUAAGGUUUGGCACUACUACCCAUCAACUGCAAAAAAUAAUCGAAAAAGAGAAGAGUUGAUGCUGAUUCCUAACAGAAGAGAAAGUUUUAUUCUUACUAUAUAUCGGGAGUACUUUCAUCAAGGUUAAUGUUGUGAACAUUUUGUUUAUUAGCAAGAUUGCAGAUCGAAUUGAAAUUUUGGCUUGACUUUCCGUGUCGUUUGGAUGGCACUGCAGCAUCGAGAACGAUAAGAGAAAGAUUAUGAUGCUUGGUUACUUCUAAACCUAAUGGCUCUUUUGAUUUGUUUAUCCAAUAAUCAAAUUGAAAGAUGGGGCUUAAAGCUCUGACCCUAAAAUUUGGCCUAGUGAGCAAUGUACCUACACUAACAAGUUGCCCGCCUAGUCUAUUUUUUAUACUUAUUUAAAAAAGAAUGCAAAUAUCAAUUGUAGUACUUGUACUAUCUUAAGGUAUUUGUAUUUGUUUCGGAACUGACGUGUGAACCGAUCUGUUCAUUUGUCUUAACAAGUUUAAAAGACUAACCUUCCCAUAAGUAAGUAAAUAGUUCUUACUGCCAUUGUAAAUUAUUUGUAUUUAUUGUACUUUUAUUGUAAAUUAUUCGACAAAGUCACUUCCUUUUAAGAGGUGAUGUUCACAGUUUGUCUUUUGCUCUUACAAGUGUAAAUAGUAAUCCAUUAGUGAUUGAAGUAGAUCGUGUGACAAUGACCUGUAAAAAAUGUA
Rhopilema esculentum is the source of this 1881-nucleotide messenger RNA. RefSeq lists its product as uncharacterized. NCBI's taxonomy places the organism in Eukaryota, Metazoa, Cnidaria, Scyphozoa, Rhizostomeae, Rhizostomatidae. The record is from RefSeq and is a predicted model, not a curated record.